Messenger RNA from Staurois parvus, 339 nucleotides. Lineage: Eukaryota; Metazoa; Chordata; Amphibia; Anura; Ranidae. The record is from the annotation of a GenBank genome assembly.
CACCGAUCAACAGUAAGAGCUGACGAUGUCGGCUCGGUCAUGUGAUCAGCUGUGUCCAAUCACAGCUGAUCACUGAUCAUCAGAGCACUGAUGAUCAGUGUGCCCUGAUGAUCACUGUAGCCCCAGCAGUGCCACCUGUCAGUGUUCAUCAAUGCCAGCUGUCAGUGCUCAUUAAUGCCACCUGCCAGUGCCCAUCAGUGCCUCAUCAAUGCCACAUAUCAGUGCCUACCAGUGAACAUCAACGCCACAUAUCAGUGCCCAUCUGAGCUACCUUUCAGUGUCACCUAUCAGUGCCAGUCAUUGCCACCUAUCAAUGCCAGUCAGUGCCACGUAUCAGUG